This is a messenger RNA of Betta splendens (Siamese fighting fish), 2152 nucleotides long. RefSeq names its product mitochondrial genome maintenance exonuclease 1 (gene mgme1). Gene Ontology annotation, cellular component: mitochondrion. Gene Ontology annotation, biological process: mitochondrial DNA replication. Bases 203 to 1249 code for a protein of 348 amino acids. The transcript has 5 exons. The record is from RefSeq and is a predicted model, not a curated record. Gene Ontology annotation, molecular function: single-stranded DNA exodeoxyribonuclease activity. NCBI's taxonomy places the organism in Eukaryota, Metazoa, Chordata, Actinopteri, Anabantiformes, Osphronemidae.
UCUCUGCUAUGUUAGUUUGUGCAACCGAGAAGGUGCAUCGUCCAGGAACUGUUUCCGGUCUGAUCUUUACUGUGGGACAUGUUGGGGCAAGUACUGUCGGUAAAAUGGAGUAUAAAUUAAACUAUAUUAGUAGUACACGUUUUGUCCAGUUACGUCACUCAUAAAUUAUUGUUUUCUAGCGUAUCUUACAGUAGCCGCCAGAAUGUUUAGUCUUAAACGCGUACUAUCUGUUGGAGGCAUCGUUGUCCCUCAAAGCACCGCCCACUGUGUGAGAAACUUAUCAGCAUGUUUUCGCCUAAGAUCCCCCAAAAAGCUCAGCCCAUACAGCUCCGUUGACGGCGAGCGCUACUCCUCUCUUGUGAAGUCCGUCAUGUCCUUCAGGGUCAGCGCCCAAACCCCUGAAACCCUCCAAGACGAAGACGAAAACGUGUAUGGACCUGUUGUCAAAGCUCAUUCCUCCACCUCGAGACCAGAAAGGAGGGUUCCCCAAACUCCGCAUCCCUUCUUUGACACUGAAGCGACUGUGGACACAGAGGAGCCAGAGUCAGGAACUCCAGCCCGGAUUUUGCUAAAAAGGAAUCAGAGCAAGCCUUAUGUGCCGAGUGUGACCCGUAUUCUUCAGCAGACCCUCUCACCGGAGCAGACCUUCUACUUGGAACGAUGGAAGAAGAGGAUGAUCGCAGAGCUUGGAGAGGAUGGAUUUAAGGAAUACAGUCAGAAUCUAUUUAGGCAAGGGAAGGCUUUCCACUCAGCCUUGGAGGAUAUUCUGACUUCUGGUGCAAAGUGGGAGGACAAAAAGCCACCAGCGUGUCCACCUGAAGUGCAGGGAUACAUAGAGAGCGUUUCCCACAUACUGGAGGAUGUCAGUGCAGUGAGAGCUAUUGAGAGCACUGUACAACAUGACACCCUGAACUAUGUGGGAAUCGUGGAUUGUGUCGCUCGCUACAGAGGUGUGCUAUGUGUUAUUGACUGGAAGACUUCAGAUAAGCCCAAACCAUUCCUGAGCAACACAUAUGACAACCCUAUUCAAGUGGCAGCCUACGCUGGGGCUUUGAACAACGAUGGCAACUACAAAUACCAGGUGGAAAAUGGACUCAUUGUUGUAGCCUACAAGGAUGGCACACCUGGCCAUGCUCAUCAGCUGAGCUCAGAGAUGAUGCUGGGGUACUGGCAAACUUGGUUGCUCCGCCUUGAAGACUUCACACAAAGAUCCAGUCGUGCAUCUGGUGAUUUUUCACAAAAGGUGUGAGGUCCAUGCUCAUGUGCAGGAGGAGGCUAAAACAAUAGUUUUUCACAUUCAGAGUUUCUGAAAUUACCGUUUUGUACUUAUUUCUUAAUUUUCUGUGCAACAAUUUGCUCAUAUUCCACAAGUUACUUGUGUAGCUUUAUAAGUGCUUCAAAUGAUAAUUGAAUGCCCCCCAUGUUUCUCUGUAUGAGGGGUCGUGUGUGAAGCCAAGGCUUUUGAAGAGCUUAUAUGAGACCAUGUUCUCCUCCUCUAUAAAGCAGUACACAGGAUAGUCCUGAGCUUGGAGUCUCUUGGCCAAAGUAACGAUCACAGCUUUAGCGUAGCCUUUCCCUCUGUGCUCUGGGAGCGUGUACAACAUCCCCAUGGAACAGGACGCAUAGGUCAGAAUCCAGGACACAGGUCUUCCCUCCGCAUCCAGCACACAGCAUGAUGGGAAGUUUGUAACCAUGUUGCGGAUCAUCCUGAUGGCGUGAUUACUAUUUCCAAACUUCCAGUUUCGAUUUAUCAAGGCAAUGUGUGAUUCAUCCAGGGAGCUCAAGGAGAUCCCUGAGCUGAUGCAGAAGACAGCAGAAUGAUGAACUGGAAUAAGCACUUGUUUCAUAUUGGAACAAAUACAUCACUGUACAAUAAGCUCUACUGUACCUGUCUAUGGUGGGAAGCCUGGACACAUCCUCCAUCGUCAUUAUGCGACACAGAGAGAGUUUUUUGGUGGGCACAUUCAUUUCUGACGCCACUGCAUUAAAUACCUCCAUUUGGUGAACAUUGAGUCCUUGCACAGAAGUAAUGAAGUUAUUUUAGUAUUAAAAUUCUAUUUACAGAAUUAUAGAAGCUUGGUGAUUUUUUUAGAUAUAUGCACUGUUUUAACAAGUCAUUAGUAAUUUAAUAAAAUAUUGUCAAUGUUUCCUA